AGGUACUGUAAUAAAUAGUACUAGGUACUUUACCUAGUAGCCUUUAGCUUAUCUACUAUCGAAGUAUUUACUUUACGUAUCCUACCUAAUACACAUUCAAAUCAGUAAGACGAAGAAGAAGAAGAAGAAGCAAAAUGGCAAAAAAGCGAGCUAGAGAAGCCGACGGCGCUGCUGAGGCGCCCGACAAGAUGGUAGAAGAUGGGGACAGCUCAGACGAUGACGACUUCGACAUGGUGAACGUGGACUUCGAGUGGUUCAACUUCGACUCCGAGAUCGACUUCCACGGCACCAAGUCGCUUCUGCGCCAGCUCCUCGACGUCGACGCCCCGCUCUUCGACAUCUCGGGCCUCGCCGACCUGAUCCUGUCCCAGCCGACCAUCGGGUCGACCGUGAAGGUCGACGGCAAGGAGACGGACGCGUACGCCUUCCUGACGGCGCUGAACCUGCACGAGCACCGGGAGAAGAAGCCCAUCGCGGACCUGACGCGGUACAUCUGCGAGAAGGCGCGGACGAACGAGGCCCUGGCCGACGUCGUGCCCAGCCUGCUGUCGCCUGGAUCUGGGAAACAGCACGUCGGGCUCGUGCUCUCGGAGCGCCUGAUCAACAUGCCCUCGGAGAUCUCGCCGCCCAUGUACGGCAUGCUGAUCGACGAGAUCGAGGCCGCCGUCGAGGACAAGGAGCCCUACGAGUUCUCGCACUACCUCAUCAUCUCCAAGACAUACAACGAGAUGGAGUCGACGCUGGACGUGGCGGAGAGGAAGAGGAAGAAGGGGAAGCAGGACGCGACGCUCUUCUACUUCCACCCCGAGGACGAGGUGUUGAAGAAGCACGCGGUGGCAUACGGCAGCUACGACUUCACAAAGAUCGACGAGGCCAUCGCAGAUAGCAAACGCGCUUUUCAAGAAAUGGGUGUCAUGCCUCGUGGCUUCAUGAUAUUAAUUGAGGCUAGCAAGUUUGUAGGUGCCGCAAAGGCAAUUAGCGAAUAUCUAAGCCCAUCAUCUUAGAUGAAUCAAUUCAACGCAAAUAUAAAAAUACUCUGUCAAAGCCAGUGCUUUUCGUCUUUUCAUUUC
Messenger RNA from Hypoxylon fragiforme, 1070 nucleotides. Its product is annotated as p21-C-terminal region-binding protein-domain-containing protein. The coding region runs from base 135 to 1004 and encodes 289 amino acids. NCBI's taxonomy places the organism in Eukaryota, Fungi, Ascomycota, Sordariomycetes, Xylariales, Hypoxylaceae. Gene Ontology annotation, cellular component: nucleus. The transcript is spliced from 3 exons. The record is from RefSeq and is a predicted model, not a curated record.